AUGGCAAGUGAUGAUAGUGAUGAGACAGAAAAGCAGAGUAAACGAGGCUAUUUUCGAAGAAUUACGACAAAUGCUUUUCAUCGACAGUCAGAAGCAUUUUAUGAACAUCCAAUAGUUCGUGUAUCAUCAAACAUAAAACGAGAGUAUAUAGUAACAACAACCACAAAUCAAUCAAAAUGUAAAAUAUUAAAACGAAAUGAUUUUGAACAGCAAGAAAAUGUUGUGAUGGACUCUCACGUAUCAGCAAUAGAUGAUGAUAUUUCCAUUUCAAGUUUAUUUGACUGUACAUUUAAAACUGAUACACUCAUGAUCAGCAGUAAUCAACGCGAUCCUGUUAAUCGAUUAGGUUUAUCUGCUUAUUCACCAACAAUAACUGUAAUAAGAUCAUCCAAUCAACGACGUCCAAGUACAACUAAAUUUAAACAUCAACAAGCGUUUAGUUUAUUAACACUGCAUUUAAAGUCUGUUUGGAUUUUGUUAACAGAUGAUUUGAAAUUCAAUGGUUUAACUGGAAAUGGCAAUGUUAAUAUGAUUGCAUUCGACUGUGGUUAUUACAUGAAUCUGUGCUAUGGUGCAUUAACCACAAUGAAUAAAUUCCUUUGUUACUCGGAAACGUAUUUCUACCAGAAGAAGUCACCAUGGAAAUUAUUCUUCGGACGAGAUAGGUUUGAAAUCAUAAUGGUUGAUUACGGUAGUCAGACAAUCCAUGCGUUUAAGAAAGUUAUUACAAAGGAACACAUUACACCAGGGGCUAUUAUUGAUAUUUCUGAAAACGGAUUUGUGGUAUAUAUUUGUAUCAAAGGAAAUCCAGCGGAAUAUGUAAAAAAGAAAGGAUCAAAUGAAAGGUAUUGUCGAGUAUAUAAUCCUGAAGUCCAACCACAAAUGUCGACUCUACGUCUGACUGUUUGUACAAAAAAUAUACUUGGUAAAAAACUACGCAUUGUAGACACAGCAGCAAGAAAUGUAAAACAAACAUUGGAAAAUUUUAUCAGUUUCUUUCAAUCAAAUAAAAUUCCGGUUUAUUUUGCCUCAAUUCAGUUCAACAGAAGUGAAUCAAUUGUUAAUUAUCAACAGCACAAAGAACGAUUCCGAACAUUUAUACAAAGUUAUUCAUAUAAAAUGUUAUUAACUAUUGGUGGUUGUCGUCUUCAACAAAAGAUGACAUAUUAUGUCAUUCAACAAUUGUUAGCAUUAGAAAAUAAUGAUGAAUUAUUUUAUUAUGUUUGUUUACGUUUGAUUCGUUAUGCAUCAAAAAAUUAUUUUCUUGAUGAUAUAGCCAAUGAAAUUAAAAAUAUCUUAGAGUAUUAUAAUGAAUUUUACAUUCACAGCCUUUUUUAUCAAUUAGAAAAAUCAUUUGAAAUGAUACCACAUAUUGUAAUAACACCAACAAUAAUUAAAUUUUAUCCAUUUAAAUUUGCUAAAUCAAAUCGGGUACUCCGAGCCACGGACAAAUUUGGUGGGAUCCAGAAUUUUGCAGUCGUCGAAUUUAGAGAUGAUAACGGGACUCAACUUCAAACAAGAAAUUUUUCUGAUGUUAUACAAUUAUUUGACAAUUAUCUUGAUAAAGAACAUGGGCUACAAAUUGGUGAUCGAGUUUAUAUAUAUUUUCAUCAUGCACAAUCUCAAUUAAAACAAAAACAAUUCUAUUUCUACUAUCAUGAUGAACAAAAAGGAUUUCUCUCAGUUGAAGAUGGUUAUGCAUGGAUGGGCGAUUUCACAAGUAUACGAGUUCCAGCUAGAUAUGCUGCACGAAUGUCACAAUGCUUCUCUACUACCGAAGCAACCAUUCGUAUUCCAGCUGAAGCUGUUUUAUAUAUUCGUGAUCUAUUAAGUUCUGAUGGCAAAUAUAUAUUUUCUGAUGGAGUAGGACGAAUAUCGAGUCGACUAAUAAAAAAGAUACAUGACUAUAUGGGUUGGGAAGGCGCUAUUUCAAAUGUAAUACAAAUUCGAUAUGGUGGAUGUAAAGGUACAUUAGUAUGCGAUCCGAGUUUAGAUGAAGAAGAAAAGCAAGUCUUAAUACGGGAUAGUAUGAGAAAAUUUAACAGUGAGGAUGAUACAUUAGAAAUAUGCAAGCGAUCUAUACCACGACCGGUUUAUUUGAAUCGGCAGACUAUUAUUCUUCUAUCAAAUAGAUUAAUAGGAGAUUCUAUAUUUUUUAUAUUACAAUUAAAGAAUAUUUUAUGGUUAAUUAAGUCAUUAAUUUCAACUGCACCAGCAAUUAAAUUAAUGCAUGAAAAAGUUCUUCGAGUCUUUCCAUUAGAAGAACUUUCAAAACAUCCAGCUUUAUAUAACGAACCAUUCUUUCAACAAUUGGUUUCUACAACAUGUCGAAAUGUUAUUUUUACGCUCAAAAAUCGAGCACAUAUCCCUAUUGAUAUAUUCAAAGGACGCUACAUGUUUGGUAUUGUUGAUGAAUAUGGUAUUCUCAAACCGGGACAGGCUUUCGUCCAAUAUACCAAUAUGAAUGAUCGAACAGCGACAACAACCUUGAAUAAUCAAAAAGUAGUGGUAUCGAAGAAUCCCUGCCAUCAUCCAGGCGAUUUGAGAACCUUUGAAGCUGUUGAUGUACCACAGUUACGACAUUUGACAGAUUGUAUCAUUUUUCCACAACAUGGUUCGAGACCACAUCCACAUGAAAUAGCUGGUAGUGAUCUCGAUGGUGAUGAAUACACGGUUAUAUGGGAUCAAGAUUUAGUUCCUUUACUAACCGGAAAUUUUGAACCAUAUGAAUAUGAUUCAGAUAUAAAACCGAUAAAAUUAGAUCGUCCAAUAAUACGAAAAGAUAUAAAAGACAUUAUUUUAUCAAUAUGUCAACAGGACAAUUUAGGACGUCUAAGCAAAAUGCAUUUAGCUUAUGUUGAUAAAUUUGGUGUUAUUGAUUCUCGAUCUAAAGAUUUAGCAGCGGGUAUUAGUAAAGAACUUGAUUCAGUUAAGAAUGGUUAUCAUCCGUAUACUGAAGCACAAAUUACUGAUUUACAAAAUGAACUCGGCAUAACAAGACCUGAUUAUACGGAAUACGAUAAUUAUGAAUCAUAUCCUUCUAAACAUAUACUUGGUAAACUCUAUCGAUCAGUAAAUCGAUUCUUGCCCACAUUUAAAACGAUUAAUCACGAUGUUAUCAAAUAUGACAAAGCAUUUAUAUAUGGCAAUUGGCAAAACUACAUAGUAGAAGCUACCGCUUUAUUCAAGAGUUAUCAAUCAGAACUAUUUGAAAUAAUAUAUGCACAUAAUUUCGAUAAUGAAAUUGAUCUAUUUUGUUGCUGUGAAUCUCAAAAUAUAAAUAAUAAUGAUCGAUCUGAAAUUCAAGCAACAGCUCAACAAUUACUCUCUAAAUUAUUUAAAUAUAUAUUAGAAAAAUUUAAUAAUGAAUUAGAUGCAUCACAUCUUAAAGCAGAUUGUGUAUGUUCACAAUGUCAACAACAAAUGGCAAAAGCGUCUGCUUGUUACAUCAUCUGCUAUUUGGAAGUGAAUCGUUCUAAUGAUAAUAAAAAACGAAUUUUAAGUUUCCCUUGGAUAUUCACGUCAUGGUUGAUCAAAAUGAAGAAAAUCACACAUAACGAUGAAGAACAACUAGAAAAACAUCUCUAUAGCAUUCCAAUGAAAUUCAAAAUAUAUUCUAAAUAUUAUAGUAGCAAUGAAAGUUUUGUUUAUAUGAAAAACAAUCUAACAAAACAAUAUCAGAUAAUAAUAGUUUCUUAUGAAAGAAUUAAAUUUAUUGAAAUUAUUCAUAAUUGGUUACAUCAACAAGAAAUAUUUGGUAAUAAAUAUGAUGAAUGUUCUCCGAAACCAGUGAUACCAAACUCAUGUUGGGAAGAAAUUAAAACAAAAUUCAUCUCAUCAUCAGUGAUGAAUAAUAAUAUUCAUGAUAAUCCACAUCAAUGGAAUGUUGUAUUCGAAAAAGAAAAACAAACAUCAUAUCGAAUUAAUUACAAAAUAAAUAAUGAAGACUAUUAUCCAAUGUAUUAUGAAUUGUUAGAUAUUUGUUUUGCUGAUACAAUUGCUAGAGAUGACAUACAUCUAGCACUGCUGAGUGACUAUAUCAUGCAGGGCUUCUUAAAUAUGACUCUUGAACAUUAA
Messenger RNA from Didymodactylos carnosus, 4077 nucleotides. NCBI's taxonomy places the organism in Eukaryota, Metazoa, Rotifera, Eurotatoria, Philodinida, Philodinidae. The record is from the annotation of a GenBank genome assembly.